AAGCCCUUCUCUCACUGUUCCCUCCUCUGCGCCGAGUUCUCCUCUCCUUCCCUGCCGCGCCACGCAUGCCAUCGCCGCCGCGGAGGCCCGCGAGACCGCCGGCCAGCGCCCAGCACUCUCCGGCCAGCACCUGCCUAGUCACGGCUCCCAGGUGACUCCCGCGAUCGCCCCCCCCCCCCGCCGGCGCUGGCGCGCACGGCUCGACAGGGGUAGCGGCGCCCCCCGGUUUGCGUGUUGGAGGCUCGGCCGUCGAGGAUGAGCGGGAGGAAGAAUGCCGGCAGGACUUCCCCCUGGCUGCUCAUCCUCAUCUCCGCAGGGUGCUUCUGCGCGACCUACAACUUCCUGACGAUGCACGGCCGGGGCCGGGACGGGCCGCGCAAGCUCCUCGGCGGCGGGGGCCGGGGCUCGUACGGGUCGCGCUCCGGCUCCGACCCGGCGAAGCGGUUCCACGUCGCGCUGACGGCGACGGACGCGCUCUACAGCCAGUGGCAGUCCCGGAUCAUGCACUACUGGUACAAGGAGAUGAGGGACCGCCCCGGCUCCGACAUGGGCGGCUUCACACGGAUCCUUCACUCGGGGAAGCCUGAUGGGUUGAUGGACGAGAUACCUACCAUGGUGGUGGACCCGCUUCCUGAAGGCAAGGAUAAGGGAUACAUUGUCUUAAAUAGGCCUUGGGCAUUUGUCCAGUGGCUGCAGAGAGCAAAGAUCGACGAAGACUAUAUACUAAUGGCGGAGCCAGAUCAUGUCUUUGUGAAGCCUUUGCCAAACUUAGCUCAUGGUGAUGAACCAGCGGCGUUUCCAUUUUUCUACAUCAAACCAACUGAGAAUGAGAAGAUAUUGAGGAAGUUCUUUCCAGAAGAAAAGGGACCUGUCUCAAAAAUUGAUCCUAUUGGCAACUCUCCAGUUAUAAUCAAGAAGGCCCAACUUGAGAAGAUUGCUCCAACCUGGAUGAAUGUUUCAUUAAAAAUGAAAGAGGAUGAGGAUACAGACAAAGCUUUUGGAUGGGUCUUGGAAAUGUAUGCAUAUGCUGUUGCUAGUGUGCUGCAUGGUGUGCACCAUAGUCUCCGUAAAGAUUUCAUGAUUCAGCCUCCUUGGGACCUAAAAACAGAAAACACAUUCAUUAUCCAUUAUACGUAUGGAUGUGAUUAUACAAUGAAGGGUCAGCUAACUUAUGGGAAAAUUGGUGAAUGGCGUUUUGACAAAAGAUCUUAUCUUGAAUCACCACCACCAAGAAAUCUUUCACUACCCCCUCCUGGAGUUCCUGAAAGUGUGGUCACCCUUGUGAAGAUGGUGAAUGAGGCCACUGCAAACAUUCCAGGGUGGGAGGAUGAGAGAUAAUCUGAUGGCUUGGCUGAGCUGUAGUUUAUUUUAGCUCCUAGCUGUUAUGGUUUUUGUUGGAAAACAUAGAGGAAUACCACGGGUGAAUAAAAGAAGAGCGUUCAAUUCAUAUCUGAAGUCUAGGACUUUGGCCAAUUUUCUACAGUUUAACGUAGGUUAGUGUUCGGUAAGAAAAAGAUAUAUUCACUUCGAUCUAGUGAGUUGCAUCAUUUUUGUAUUGUAAAGCAGAAAUAUAGGCUUUUGGUUACUCUUGGUUCAUUUAGCCAUGUUGUAAAGCAGAGAUGUAGUUUAGAGUCCUAUGCAUACCAUGAGAGGUUUGUUAUUAGUCAUCUUGGGAAAAGUUCUGCUGGGUGCUGGCAACAUCCUGCUGAGUGCUAUCACUGGAAACCACCAAAGGCUUUCAGAAAUAGUCUAAUAUACCUUGAUAUUACAAAUA
Messenger RNA from Panicum hallii, 1774 nucleotides. RefSeq names its product hydroxyproline O-arabinosyltransferase 3-like. Gene Ontology annotation, molecular function: glycosyltransferase activity. Bases 256 to 1338 code for a protein of 360 amino acids. The record is from RefSeq and is a predicted model, not a curated record. The transcript is spliced from 9 exons. Lineage: Eukaryota; Viridiplantae; Streptophyta; Magnoliopsida; Poales; Poaceae.